AUGAACUCACUCAUGCACUCUCCCAUCUCCGGCAGCAUGCACUACUCUCGCAUCACGUCCGUUACCGAGGCCGCUAUCGCAAGCUUCGACAGCAAUCUCCAGUACUGCAAAGACCAGCUUGCGACUGUCGAUUACGUCGAGCUCACUGGCAACGUCGACGUGCGCUUUGGCAGCGAGAUGGCAGCGAGCUUCUUCGCACAUCAGCUCGGCCUUGAGUUUGGUCGCAGCGUUGCUGUCUAUACCGGCAAUGACGGUCGUCAUUCAGUUGUCCGAUUCGCCCCUGAGCAAGACUUGGGUGUUCCUGCUUUCCCGUUGAGCCCAGAACCUUUGUCUUUCACUUCGACCUCCACCGAGACUGAGCAACCUGCAACGACCAGCACCACCGCUUCCAGUAUCCGAAAAGGCCCUCCUCGCCCAAUGAACUGCUGGAUGCUUUAUCGGGACACGAGGCACAAACAGCUCAAGGAUCAGUUCCCGCAUCUGACUGUCCAACAGAUAUCCACUCUCUGUUCCGACGACUGGAAGAAGCUUUCUCCGGCCGAGAAAGACGAGUGGCGAGCGCGCGCCAAAGACGCGAAAGAAGAGCACCAUCGCAUGUAUCCGGACUACAAGUACGCCCCUCGCAAGCCCGGUCAGAAGAAGAAGCGCCAAUCCCGAAAAGCUGCACAAGCUGCUAUGGCAGCGACUGUUCCAGCAAACAUUACCCUGCAAGGCGAGAUUCACCUGCCCUCCCCGAUGGAUGUUUCAACAAUGGACUUCACACAAGUCGACAAUUUUGGUACUGCUUCUGACGAUAUAGCGUUAAUCAUCCAUGACAGUCUCUCCGGCGGCGCAGUUCAACCAGUCGAGGCCGGUGAUGCAUCGUCACGACAAGAACCGCCAUUCCACGACAAUGAGAUUGCUAGACAGGAUAUGCUUGACAUCGAACUCGGUUCCAGCUUCGGCUUUGGUUCUCUGGAUCUCUUCGGCGACGAAGCCUUCGCAUUCCGAGAUGGAGCAGACGCGAGCGCCACCUUGCCUUCUUUCUCGUCAGAAAUGUUCUAA
This is a messenger RNA of Paraphaeosphaeria sporulosa, 1044 nucleotides long. RefSeq lists its product as uncharacterized. The coding region runs from base 1 to 1044 and encodes 347 amino acids. Lineage: Eukaryota; Fungi; Ascomycota; Dothideomycetes; Pleosporales; Didymosphaeriaceae. Gene Ontology annotation, biological process: anatomical structure morphogenesis; cell differentiation; regulation of transcription by RNA polymerase II. Gene Ontology annotation, molecular function: DNA-binding transcription factor activity, RNA polymerase II-specific; RNA polymerase II cis-regulatory region sequence-specific DNA binding. The record is from RefSeq and is a predicted model, not a curated record. The transcript is spliced from 2 exons.